Molecule: messenger RNA, 2602 nt
Organism: Chiloscyllium plagiosum (whitespotted bambooshark)
Lineage: Eukaryota; Metazoa; Chordata; Chondrichthyes; Orectolobiformes; Hemiscylliidae
Source: RefSeq, a predicted model, not a curated record
UACAUCCCCCAGAGGUCCCUACGCUCUGGCAGCCAUCCGUUAGCGAUAGAGAUCGCGAGACAGAAACUUUAUAUUUUGUAUUUCUGAUUAGGCAUGUCUUACUCGGUUUUGAGCAAACCCAGGAUAAUUCGGGCGAAAUUAGGUAAUGAUGAUCAUGAUGAACGUGGGGCAGUGGGUAAAGAUGGAGCGGGGACGCAAAAGGUCCAAGUCAAAAGUACAGGUGUGAGGAAAGGUACAGCUUCAUCUAAGGAUACAGGCACAACCACAGGUAAAGGUGUUGGUAAAAACAUAGAUACAUGUACAGCUGAGGGCAGUACUACUGUCUUGCGAAGAUGUGCUGCCACCCAUCAAAGAUCUACUCUGCAGGAGUCAGCGCCAAAAACCACCUACAGUUAUGGUGCAUAUUCGGUGACUGUACCAGACCAGAAGAAGUGGAGUAAUUUACAAAAAAAAGCAACUGCAGAGUUGGCUGCAUUGGAAAAGUUGAAACGUCGGAAUAUUGGUCACGUUUCUAUUACUCCAAGAGCAGUUGGAGGAAAACUAACGCAAGAGGAAGUUAGAAGAAGACAACAACAGAACUUCAGUAAAGCAGAAAUAAUACAGGUGGUACAGUUUCACAAGAAUGCAAUAAUGAUAAUCGGCCCUCCAUUAACCCACGUGACAAUGAGAUGGGACAGCAGAGAACUGCUUCAGGAAAUGUUUACUUUGCGUUAAUAAACUAUUAGAACAUUAACAACUGAAAGAUGGGUGUGGUUCAACUUGCUCCUCCGAGUGAUAUAAUGGCACAAACCAUCGAUUCUUAAGCAGAUUCAAAAUUUGGCAAUGAUUAUAGAUUUCUUAGAAUAGUAUUGUAGACCCAACCAUCUUUAGCAGCUUAAUCAAAUUUCCUUCCAGCAUAAUGUCAGAAGUGUGAAUGUUCCUAUUUAAUGGCAGAGUACUUGGAAAACAGUGACAGGAAUUGGUUAGAGUCAGCAUGGAUUUACAAAAGUGAAAUUGUGCUUGACAAAUCUUUUGGAAACUUUUGAGGAUGUAAUAAAUGGAGUAAAUAAAGGGAGCCAGUAAAUAUGGAUUACUUAGAUUUUCAGAAGGCGUUUGAAAAGGUCCCAUGUAUGCAACCAUGUAUAAAACUAAAGCACAUGGGAUUGGGAGCCCUGUAUUAACAUGGAUAGAUAACUGAUCAACAGAGACAAACAAAGAACAGGAAUAAACCAGUCUUUUUCCAAGUGACCUGCAAUGACCAAUGGAGUUCCGCAGGGACCAGUGCUAAAAUCCCAGUUGUUCACAAUAUAUAUUAAUGAUUUACAUAAGGGAACUAAUACAAUAUCUCCAAGUUGGUAAACAGCACAAAGUUGGGUGGGAGGGUGAACAGGAUGGAGAAAUGUUUCAGUCCAAUUUGGACAAAUUGAGUUAGUGGACAAAUACCUGGCUGAUGAGCAGUAAUGUUAGAUUAUCCACUUUGGGAGCAAAUAUAGGAAGGCAGAUUAUGACCUGAAUGGUGAUAGAUUUGGAAAGGGAGAGGUGCAAUGAGCUUGUGUGUCCUCACUAGUUACUGAAAGUAAGCAUACAGGUUCAGUAGGUGGUGAAGAAGGCAAAUGGUGUUUUGGUCUUUACAGCAAAAUGAUUCAAGUAUAGAGCAGGGAUGUCUUGCUGCAACAGAACAGAUCCUUAGUGAGACUACGUCUGGAGGUUUUGUGAAAUUUUGGCCUCCUUAACAGAGGAUGUAGAUUCUGUUUAUAGAGGGAGUGCAGCAAAACUUUUAUCAGUUUUAUUACUAAGAUGGCAGGACUGACAUAUGAGGAGACACUGAUUCAACAAGGACUAUAUGCAUUGGAGUUGAGAAGGAUGAGGGGAUUUCAUGGCAACAAAUGAAAUUCUAACAGGACCAGACAUGGUAAAUUCAGGAUGGAUAAUACUGAUGAUCAUAGUGUUCGGAACCAGGGAUUAUAAUGAUUUACAACUGAGAUAAGGAAAUAUUUCUGGAAUUCUGUCACAGAUCAUGCUUGAGGCCAAAACACUGAAUGUUUUCAAGAAUGUGUUAGAUAUAAUCCUUGGGGCAAAAGGGAGCUAAGUGUAAUGGGGAGAAGUGGGAAUAUGGUAUUGAGUUGGAUAAUUAGCCAUGAUUGUACUGUAUGGUUCAGAGGGCUGAAAGAUCUACUCCUGCUCCAAUUUUCUUUGUGCAACCUGUCUUGACUAAACAUAAAACAAGGUUGUGAAAGGAAGAAGCAGGCUUUUUUUUUUUCUGAAUUAGCAGCAAUUUUCCUUUGGGAUUUACUUCAGGAUUAAAAUGUCAUUUUGCAGCUGUACCGGAUGUUGGUGAGGCAUUUUUUUUGGACUAGUGUGUACAGUUCUGAUUGCCCGACUGUUCGAAGGAUAUUAUUCAAUUUGACAGAGUACAGAAAAGAUUUAUAAAGAUGUUGCUGGGACUAGACGGUUUGAAUUAUAAAGAGAGGCUAGACAAGCUGGAACCUUUCUCACUGGAGUGGAGGAGAUCAAAGAAUGACCUUACAGAAAUUUCUAAAAUCAUUAAGUGUAUAGAUAAGGUGAACAGCAAAGGUCUUUUCCCUACAGUAGGGGAGCUCAAAACUGGAGGUCAUAGGUUUAA